Messenger RNA from Phacochoerus africanus (Common warthog), 4518 nucleotides. RefSeq names its product LDL receptor related protein 8 (gene LRP8). The record is from RefSeq and is a predicted model, not a curated record. Bases 554 to 3043 code for a protein of 829 amino acids. NCBI's taxonomy places the organism in Eukaryota, Metazoa, Chordata, Mammalia, Artiodactyla, Suidae. The transcript has 18 exons. Gene Ontology annotation, molecular function: calcium ion binding; protein binding.
GCCUGUGCACCAGGGAACAUCAUCUCCCCUCCCGCUGCCCAGCUUCGCUCUUAGACAUCCUUCAGCUUCCUCUUUGCCUGUCGCCUCCUCCAGGCAGCCUGUGCGGCUUCCCUUGGGCCGUCCGCUCCCUCUAGGGGCAGAGGCCUCGCCUGGCCCAUCCAGGCGUCUGCAACCCCCAGCACGCGGCGACCCCAGAGCAGGGUCACCAAGCGCUGGCUGAGGGGGUAGUGGAUCAAGGGCACGAGGGAGGAGGGAGAGACGGCGUCAGCAGGAGGAGCGUGGGGCGGAGGCGGCAGCAGGAGGGGGCGCGCGCGCCGGCGGCGGCGGCCCAGGGCCGGGGCCGCGCGCCCAGCCUGAGCCCGCCCCGCCGCCGAGCGUCACGGAACCUGCUUGAAAUGCAGCCGAGGAGCCGGGGCGGGCGGCAGCGGCGGCGGCGGCGGCUGGGGCAGCUGCAGACCCGGCGCCGUGGCAAAGACUCGGCAGGCUGAGGAGCGGCGGCGGCGGCGGCGGCACGGGGUGCGCGGGGCGCGGCGGCCGGAGCCCGGGGCCCGCUAUGGGCCUCCCGGAGCCGGGCGCGCUCCGGCCGCUGGCGCUGCUGUUGCUGCUGUUGCUGCGGCUCCAGCAUCUCUCGGCGGCGGCGGAUCCACUGCGCAGCGGCCAAGGGCCUGCCAAGGAGUGCGAAGAGAACCAGUUCCGGUGCCGGAACGAGCGCUGCAUCCCCUCCUUGUGGAGAUGCGACGAGGACGAUGACUGCUCUGACAACAGCGAUGAGGAUGACUGCGCCAAGAAGACCUGUGCAGAGAGCGACUUCACCUGUGACAACGGCCACUGCAUCCACGCGCAGUGGAAGUGCGAUGGCGAGGAGGAGUGUUCCGACGGCUCCGAUGAGUCCGAGGCCACGUGCACCAAGCAGGUGUGUCCCGCAGAGAAGUUGAGCUGUGGACCCACCAGCCACAAGUGUGUGCCCGCCUCGUGGCGCUGUGAUGGGGAGAAGGACUGUGAGAGUGGAGCGGACGAGGCCGGCUGUGCCACCUCACUGGGCACCUGCCGUGGAGACGAGUUCCGGUGUGGGGAUGGGACCUGUGUCCCUGCAGGCAAGCGCUGCGACCAGCAACAGGACUGUCCAGACAGGAGUGACGAAGCUGGCUGCCUGCAGGGGCUGAACGAGUGUCUGCACAACAACGGUGGCUGUUCCCACAUCUGCACCGAUCUCAAGAUCGGCUUUGAGUGCACGUGCCCGGCAGGCUACCGGCUCCUGGACCAGAAGACCUGUGGCGACAUUGACGAGUGCGAGGACCCUGACGCCUGCAGCCAGAUCUGUGUCAACUACAAGGGCUACUUUAAGUGUGAGUGCUACCCAGGCUACGAGAUGGAUGCCCUGACCAGGAACUGCAAGGCCGUCGUUGGCAGAAGCCCGUCCCUCGUCUUCACCAACCGGCAUGAAGUGCGGAGGAUAGACCUGGUGAAGCGGGACUACUCGCGUGUCAUCCCCAUGCUCAAGAAUGUCGUGGCGCUGGACGUUGAAGUGGCCACCAAUCGCAUCUACUGGUGUGACCUCUCCUACCGCAAGAUCUAUAGUGCCUACAUGGACAAAGCCAGCUACCCAGCGGAGCAGGAGGUCCUCAUUGAUGAGCAGCUGCACUCUCCAGAGGGCCUGGCGGUGGACUGGGUCCACAGGCACAUCUAUUGGACCGACUCAGGCAGUAAGACCAUCUCAGUGGCCACAGUCGACGGCCGCCGCCGACGCACUCUCUUCAGCCGUGACCUCAGCGAACCACGGGCCAUUGCUGUCGACCCCCUGCGAGGGUUCAUGUAUUGGUCUGACUGGGGCUACCAGGCCAAGAUCGAGAAGUCGGGGCUCAACGGUGCGGACCGGCAGACACUGGUGGCAGACAGUAUUGAGUGGCCUAACGGAAUCACCCUUGAUUUGCUGAACCAGCGCCUGUACUGGGUGGACUCCAAGCUGCACCAGCUGUCCAGCAUUGACUGCAGUGGAGGCAACAGAAAGAUGCUGAUUUCCUCCCCCGACUUUCUGAGCCACCCUUUUGGGGUAGCUGUGUUUGAGGACAAGGUGUUCUGGACAGACCUAGAAAACGAGGCCAUUUUCAGUGCAAAUCGGCUCAAUGGCCUGGAAAUCUCCGUCCUCGCUGAGAACCUCAAUAACCCACAUGACAUUGUCAUCUUCCAUGAGCUGAAGCAGCCAAGAGCUGCCGACGCCUGUGAACUGAGCGCCCAGCCCAACGGAGGCUGUGAGUACCUGUGCCUUCCUGCUCCUCAGAUCUCCAGCCACUCUCCCAAGUACACGUGUGCCUGUCCUGACACCAUGUGGCUGGGCCCUGACAUGAAGAGGUGCUAUCGAGCGCCUCAGUCUACCUCAACCUCGACGUUGGCCUCUACCACAGCGAGGACAGUAGCCGACACCACAAGAGCCCCUGGGACCACUGUCUACAGCCCCACCUACCAGAACCAUAGCACGGAGACCCUGAGCCCAGCAGCAUCGGUCCCAAGCUCAGUUAGUGUUCCCAGGGCUCCCAGCGUCAGCCCGUCUACCCCAAGCCCUGCGACCAGCAACCACUCCCAGCGCCAUGGGAAUGAAGGUGGCAAGAUGGGCUCAACAGUUACCGCUGCCGUCAUUGGGAUCAUCGUGCCCAUGGUGGUAAUAGCCCUGCUGUGCACGAGCGGCUACCUGAUCUGGAGAAACUGGAAGCGGAAGAACACCAAAAGCAUGAAUUUCGACAACCCUGUGUACAGGAAGACAACGGAAGAAGAGGAUGAAGAUGAGCUCCACAUAGGCAGGACCACGCAGAUUGGCCACGUCUAUCCAGCAGCAAUCAGCAGCUUUGAUCACCCACUGUGGGCAGAGCCCUGUCUUGGGGAGACCAGAGAACUGGAAGACCCAGCCCCUGCCCUCAAGGAGCUUUUUGUCUUGCCGGGAGAACCAAGGUCACAGCCGCACCAACUCCCGAAGAACUCUCUUUCCGAGCUGCCUGUCGUCAAGUGCAAGCGAGUGGCAUUAAGCCUUGAAGAUGAUGGACUGCCCUGAGGAUGGGACCACUCCCUUCGUGCCUCCCGGAAAUCAGUCCCAUGCACUACCCUCGGGACGGUGUAUGCCUGGAUGGAAGGGUCCCUGUACAUGAGUCUGUGUGUGUGUGUGUGUGUGUGUGUGAUUUUUUUUUAAAUUUAUGUUGCGGAAAGGUAACCACAAAGUUAUGAUGAACUGCAAACAUCCAAAGGAUGUGAGAGUUUUUAUAUGUAUAAUGUUUUAUACACUUUUUAACUGGUUGCACUACCCAUGAGGAAUUCAUGGAAUAGCUACUGCUGAGGAACUAACAUGAUGAGAUAACCAAAUGGGACCGAUGGUACAGUAGCUCACUCAUUUAAAAAUUAUAUUGACAGAGGGUAUUUGGUUUGGGGGGGGGGCCUUUUUAGGUUUCGGAGUUUUGGUUUUUUGUAAAUAGAAUGAUUAUGCUUUGUGGCUAUCCAUCAAAAAAAAAAAAAAAGAAAGAAAAAAGAAAAAAACAUUUCAACUCCCUCUCCCAUUUAGAUUAUUUAUUAACAUCUUUCAAAAAUAAGAUUAGUUCUGUAAGUAAUUUAGAGACAUGAGAGUAUUUAUUUUUGGUAUGACUGGCCCACCACGUGGACGGUGUGUGUAUUCAUGUUUAUGUGUGUAUGUGAGUGAGAAAAAAAUCUGUCGAGAAGAGGCACACCUAUGGCUGUUGUUCAGAUGCAUAAAGAUAAUAUACUUUAAGACAGCCCCCAGGAAGGGUAUCUGUAGUUAUCAGAGAAGCCCUUGGACAUUUGGCUCAGAAAACAGAUGCCCUGGUUUGUGCAAACAUGCAGUGGAAGAGGCAGUGCUUUUCUGCCUCUGGCUAUUCCUGGGACCCCCGUCAGUCAGGAAAAGCCCCCCAGCUCACCGGUGGCUGCUGACUCUCGCCCGGGCUUCCUCUUCUGUGGCUGAAGCCGGGGUACAGACUUCACGCAGUCCCGGAAGUUCUCGUGAGCUCAGGUGAGAGCACGUCUGAACCUCGGCUGCUCCUUCUGUUAAAGUUCAGCCUUUCAGGUAACUUCAUGUUCCUAUAGGACCCUUGGGUUGAAGUCUUUCCAUUUCCUCUGAAGCCCCCUGGGGGUGCCGUCCUUACUCACAGAGAGCUGUUUCUAGAGCAGCCCAGGUUACCUGGAGGGGCUGGUUCGGGCACUGACCUCUGAGAGGCGCCCUGGGUGAGGAUGAGGGCAGUGGAGCAGGUUUUGUCACAUCCCUGUUUUUCCCUCCCCCUCACUCUCCACCAUUUCCUUUACGUGGGGAAAACGGUUUAAAGGAAUACUUAAAUGAUGGUUUGUUUCCAUCAUGUGUUCAUACAGAUGAAACUAACUUAGGGUUUAAGUCGGAAAAAGUGGCCCAACCUAAAGUUCCCAUGUGAGGGGAAAAUGGUGUACACAAUUUAAAUAGUCUCCCGCAUAUAUAUGUUCACACUGGGAUUUGGUUUACUGCUUUGUAAAUAAAAGGAAAAACUCUGGGUA